Molecule: messenger RNA, 1631 nt
Organism: Populus euphratica (Euphrates poplar)
Lineage: Eukaryota; Viridiplantae; Streptophyta; Magnoliopsida; Malpighiales; Salicaceae
Exons: 8
Coding region: 1-1488 (495 amino acids)
Source: RefSeq, a predicted model, not a curated record
AUGGCUGCUGAUCAUAACAAGCUUGCCUUCUCAGCUAGGCGCGGUGCUCCUCCAGCUCUAGUCUCUCUUUCCCUAUUUUCUCCGGUUUCUGCUCCCACCUCGCCCCGGCUCUCGAGCCAGUUCAAGCCAAGCCAAGCUGUUCCAUCACCUCGGCGGUUGCCAUGGGUGGACCCAGAAGAACAGCUUGUGAAUGAAGGGGAAGCCAGCUCGGAUAUAGCCAUUGGCAUUGGCUUUAACCGAGAUGAAAAUGUGGGUUCAGACCUGUCUAGUCCAAUUCAAAGGUUUCUCAUUGUUGCUGCUCUUGGUCUUGCUGUUGCUGAGUCUAGAAAGAAUAGGCUCAUCAAUCAGCUCAAAAAGUCUGUGGAGCUAAGGGAUGAGGUUCUAUCAAGCAUGGAGCAGAAGCUUGACAAUCUGUGUGAUCAGCUGAAUGACAUUAAUAAUCAGGAAGAAACUAAAGCAAACGAUGCUUUUGGCUGCGACAGAAUCCAAUUUGUUGACGGUGGUUCCUGGCAAUGUGAUGAACACCAAGAACAUGAUGAACACCAAGAACAUGUAGCUGGUUUGGUGGGGACCUCUGCUGUGAGAAUGCCUAGAGGGGAUGAGAUGCUGCAUCGCAAAAUCCCUUUCCGAAAUGAGGAGGAACCAGAAGAGCAGCAAAUGUCAGAUUUUUCAGAUUGGGCUUCAACUGGUUCUGCAGAAGAAAUACAGAUGAACACCUUUGCAAUAGACCAAGACAUGUUUAAUCUGAAGAAAGAGUGUGAAGAAAAGGAUGCCACCAUAAAGGAGCUGAGCACCGAUCUUCAAUCAUUUGCAGGUUCAAAGAGAUUUGCCGAAUUGGAAGACAUUAUAUGCAGGAAGAACACAAUGAUCAAAAGACUUAAGAGGAACAUGGUGGUCUUAGAAGAAAAGGCGGAGCUUUCUCCGAGACUUCGGGGACCAUCCCAUUCGUUAUCUAUCUCAGACAAUUGGGAACUUCCUAUCAUGGUGGAUAACAUACUCUAUGACCUGGACAGUUCUUCCUCUUCUGAUUCAGAUUCGUCUCCUUCAAACCAACCACAACCUCCUCCUUUUACGGUUCAGGAGACUCCUGUUCAGAGUGAUGUCCUCACUUUGACAACAACCCAGAAACCAGCUCAAGCGAAGGCCUCAACGUUUUCGGUAGGGUUAACGGAACCAAAGGCAAAUUCUAGAUCAGAAAGGCUUCUGACAGAAAUACCAACAAAGCGAAAAUCCAUUGGAAACUCUUCUUCGAGACCAGAGCAGUUGUCAGCUGGAGAGCACAUCAGGAAGAUUAGAAGGAAAGGUAGAGAACUUCAUGCAAAGUCUAGAGCAGAAAGUCCUCCUAAAGAAACAUCAAGAAACCAAGAAUCUUCUGGUCUUUCUCCUUCAAAGCCAAAGCAAAUGUUAGCUGGAGGAGACGGCAGGAAGAUUAGAAGGCAAACUCAAAGUUCAUCCAAGGAUACAACUCCAAAGAAGAGAUGGCUCUAGUUUUUGGGUGGUUGAUUCAUGGAGAAAAUGCAGUGGAGCAAGGCUGGAAACAAGAGUGAAAUUGCCUCGUCUUUCAAACUCAUGUACAGCUAGAUAUAUACAACAGGCUAGUUCAUGUAUAGAACUGAAUAGCCAAGUUGCUA